Molecule: messenger RNA, 1404 nt
Organism: Boeremia exigua
Lineage: Eukaryota; Fungi; Ascomycota; Dothideomycetes; Pleosporales; Didymellaceae
Product: putative Zn(II)2Cys6 transcription factor-like protein
Exons: 1
Coding region: 1-1404 (467 amino acids)
Biological process (GO): positive regulation of transcription by RNA polymerase II
Cellular component (GO): nucleus
Molecular function (GO): transcription cis-regulatory region binding; DNA-binding transcription factor activity, RNA polymerase II-specific; zinc ion binding
Source: RefSeq, a predicted model, not a curated record
AUGGUUGAACCGAAGCCACGCCAACGAAAAUUUGCCCCACGCUCCCGCACAGGGUGUCUAACGUGCCGUGCCAGGCGGAAGCGGUGCGAUAAUCGGCGGCCAACAUGCGACAACUGCACGCGUCUGAACCUGUCCUGCGAUUGGCAAGCGCAGCGGAAACUUAUUCAGGAAUCCUCGCCAAGCUCCAGCUCGAGUCCUGAGGAGGUUAUCGAGAGUGUGCCGGAUUCUCUCGGGUGUUGGGAUUUGCUUCCGGGGGAUGCUGGAGCUGAAAGACAGCACUUGCUACAGUACUAUAUCGAGAAAUUUGUACCCAGUGUAUCGGUAGCAACAACACCUACCAGCUUCUACACAGCAUUGUAUAUGCCAUGGGCCUUCCAGACCGAGGGCAUGCUGGAUGCAAUUCUUGCUUUGUCAUCAGCUCAGCUGGCGCGGCGUACUGACGACAAAGAUCGUGCAUCGCAUCUACGGACUGUGUCUUUGCGACAUCAAAGGCUAUGCAGCGGGUUUAUCAAGGAUCGCUUAUCGCCAUCAGGUCAGCCUCUCCGGGACACCUAUCAGGUUGUUGCCAUCAUCCUGUUACUAGUUGGCUUGGAAGCUCUCAAAGGCAACAAAAGUACGACAUGGAUCCAGCAGCUCAAGUGUGUGCGAAAGAUAUUGGAUACUCUGUCUCCGGAGCAGAGUAUUGUCGAUUGCGUCGAGGUGGACUCGUUGCAUCGACACUUUACCUACCACUAUGCGAUGGCAUCAGUCAUGUCUCAGGUUUCGGCUUCUGCAACGACGCCAGCGCCCUCCCUCGAGCACGAUCUACUUCCGAUGCUAAACGUCGCCAUGCCGUUGACGAUUGAUCCUCUGAUGGGCAUUGCAUAUCAGAUGUGCGAUCUUAUCAGCAAGAUUCAAUAUGUUGUCAAUCCUGACCCCGCAUUUCCGCAACUGACCGAAGCAACCUUCAAUGCCAUCGAGAGCGGUAUACAAGCAUGGACAUACGAAAGUCCAUUCGCUUCGGGCGUCGAUCUGCCCGUUGCGCUUGAUCUGAUCGCACUGGCUGAAUCAUAUCGUCUGUCCGCGCUCAUCCAGUUGUACAGAAACUCGCAAGCACAUGCAAGUCUUGUGCCAGGGUGCGCCGCCCGCGCGAUGGAAUUCAUCAUGAGAAUACCUCCUGGUAGCCCAGCCGAGUCCAGUCUUCUGUACCCCAUCUUCAUGGCUGGCGCCGAGCUAGACAGCGAAGUCGCUAUCGACCGUUUGACGAAGAGGCUGAAGGACAUCUCCGAUCGCAACCGAUACGAGAACAUCGAUAGUGUUCAGAAGGUGCUCAAAGAAGUUUGGCGGCCGAAGCUGGAAGGUGGCACGCGAAGAUGUUGGGAAGACGUGCUGCGCGAAUGGGAAUGGUCGUUCACACUAGGAUGA